Funneliformis caledonium is the source of this 1347-nucleotide messenger RNA. Lineage: Eukaryota; Fungi; Glomeromycota; Glomeromycetes; Glomerales; Glomeraceae. The record is from the annotation of a GenBank genome assembly.
AUGUCCAACAAAGAUAAGAGAGAGUUUGAAUUUAUAGAACAGCCAGGCUCCCCAAGUAAACGUCCUCAAGGUUCUCGUCCAAGUUCUCGUUCAAUAAAGAUGUGGGUCCUGUUUGAGGGCGACGAAGAUGCCGAGAAGUUUGUUUUUAAAGAAGAUGAUUUUGCAAAUAUGGAUGAGUUUUCAAAAGCGGAUUUGGAUGACUUUAAGAAAGUUCUUCGCGAGCAUUAUCCUUUUCUCAAUAGUAUUGAAAAUAAACUGAUUGCGCUUUUUGAUGAAAGUCUCGAACGUCUUGAUCCAAGAACCAACCUUAGUUCCCUAGAUGUUGGCAAAGAUUCAGACACAACAAUAAUUGUUCGCUACCCGAUCUCGGCUGUAAACAUUCCUUCAAAUGCAGUUAAGGUGACAUUCGUAUAUGGACAAAAGCAAGGUAAACGUGAAAUACCACAUACCAGUGGCGCUUUUGAUCAUUUGAAAGCCCUUGCUAGAGAAAUAUUUAAGGAUUUAGAGGAAGGAACUAUUUAUUUUGUAAAUGAUGGAACGGAGAUCUGGAACGCGUACAACUUUAACACCGUAGUAAAGUCUCAAACAGCACAAGACAACAACGUUAUGCUUAAAUUAAAAGUUUUUAUCGAGGGCAAAAAGAAAUAUAGUGACUGGAAGCUUAAAGACGUGUUUAGGGACAUACUAAAAAAACCGACAUACAAUUCACUUUCCGAUAUGCCGGUACUUGACAUGACAGAGCUUCCCCCAUUAGAUCCACCAUUUAAUCAGGAUCAAUUGACAAAAUUCGUUGGCGAAAUUAAAGUUAAGCUUAGUUCACUUCGGGAUGAAUUCGGAAAUGAAACGAAGAAUCGUAUAUACAUUGACACAUUCAUGACGCAUGCAGUUGAUUAUAUACGAACCCAUAUAAAUAAGUCGGUAAGAUUAGACGUGGAGCAAGGACUAGACGGGAGUCACGGGAAUGGACCUUUAGAUUACUGGGUAAAGUUAGUUGAAGUUUUGUUGUUUUUAUGCGAAGCUAAAGCUGAAGACAUGAACCAAGGAUCUGCUCAAGCUAUUGUGCAGGCACAGAGUGGAAUUGAACAAUUAAAUAAACUAGGAUAUGAGGAAUUAUUGAUCUAUGGAAUAGCCUCCACUGGAAAGCUAUGGCGAUUUAUCCGUUGGAGUGGAUCAUCAGAAAAUCCGGAAGUUCAUAUUAGCAAAGAAUAUACAUGCAAUUUCAAAGGUGAAUUGGCGGACGAAAAAGAAAUAUUAACAUAUAUUGCUCAGAUAUUAACAGCGCAAGUUUAUCUUUAUGAUAAAAACAGUGAACAUCCUUCAAAGCGAGUUAAAGUAAAUGAAAAAUGA